AUGGGGAAAACGUGAACCAGGAGACAUUUUGGUUUUGUGGAGGUAAACGCAUCGGUGUAAACACAGCUCGGUCCCCGGGAUGGAGACGCUCUGACGGGAGAGGAUCUGUGAGGACGGACCGAACAAUGGCUCCAGACGCUGCUGCCGCACCGGACGCUGUGAACAAAAUGGAUUCCUGAUGUUCACGUGUUGAUGUCGGGUGUGUUUUCUUCCUGGAGGCGCGAGGACCGUGUGUUGUUGUAGGAACCGCCUCCACAUGUCAGGGUGAAGCAUGGACGGCUGGAGCCCUAUCGUAGCAGCCGCCUCGGACAAUGACCCGUCCAGCUCCGAGGGGGAGUACAUGGUGGAGACCGGACCGGAGCCCCGGGAGGCGCCGGCCCGGGAGCAGCGGGGCCCCGCGGACAGGAUGGAGGACGGGGGCUCCGCGGCGGUCGGCUUCGGGAUGAGCAGCAUCGGGGAGGGCAAAGUGGUUCUGGGUCGAGUCGGACCGAGGGACGACAAAGAACUCCGGUACCUGCACCUGCUGUGGGAGCCGGGACGAGCUGAGCUCAGUGUCCCCGCUGGAGGGGCCACCAAGCUGGGGAAGGUGACUGGGAGUCGGGCCAGGAGACAACACCGAGCCGUGCGGAGCCUGGGGCCCAUCGGGAAAGAUGUGUAUGCUGUGAAAAGACUGAGGGAAGCAGCCAACAGCAAUGAUAUUGACACAGUUCGAAAACUCCUGCAGGACGACAUAGACCCGUGUGUAGCCGACGACAAGGGAAGGACAGCGCUUCAUUUCUCUUCCUGCAAUGGCAACGAGAACAUCGUACAAUUGUUGCUGAGCCACGGCGCUGACCCUAACCAGCGAGACAGUCUCGGAAAUACCCCCCUCCAUCUGGCGGCCUGUACAAACCAUGUGCCUGUUAUCACCACAUUGCUGAGAGGAGGCGCCCGUGUGGACGCCCUCGACCGAGCAGGCAGGACCCCGCUGCAUCUCGCUCGCUCCAAACUCAACAUUCUGCAGGAGGGAGAUUCUCGCAGCUUAGAAACCCUGAGAGGGGAAGUCACACAGAUUAUUCAAAUGCUGAGGGAAUACCUGAACCUAAUGGGCCAGAGUGAAGCUAAAGAGAGGCUGGAACACAUCUCCACACAGCUGCAGCACACACGCACCAAAGAGCAGGUGGAUGAGGUGACGGAUUUAUUGGCCAGUUUUACAUCGCUCAGUCUACAGAAACAGAAUUUGGGGGAUAGGUAGAAGACCAUGUUUAUAGAGAGCUGAGGUCCUGCUCUGCUCCACCAUCCUUCGUCAGACAAGUUAACCUGCAGUAACUUUUUAACAUUUUAUUUAUUAGCGUAUUAAUAUGACAGCAAGGCUAACAGAAGUAGUGUUAGCCUGGUUAAAUUCAAAAGACGCUCAGAUCUCAACAGCAACCACAGUAAUGGAGUUGACAUACUUUCAGCAUAUGGACGUAACACACAUUCGCUUUUCAGAGGAAAGAUGAAAGAAGGCCCUCAAGGCAAAAAUACACUCAAACAGGAAGCUUGUGGAGACAGAAGCUAACCCAGUGCAGUGGGACCUCAGCUCUCUAUUGUGUGUGUGUGUUCUCUGACAUGUUGCCUGCCAUUAUUAGACACAGCUCUGUGAUCACUAUGAGAUGUGUGUAGUUCUUAUGAAAUGAGUUAACAGUUUCCCCUGUUGUGACUUAUCUGGGUUUGUGUUCAGCACCAUGUUUCAAUCACGAUGCCUUUUUUCUCUUGUGUUGCAUGUUGAUACGUUUGUAUGUGAACUGUGGUGUAAACAUAUUGUUUGGCUGUUGUUGGAAAUUUAUAUUUGUGAAUCAAUAAAUGAGUGUUUGUCUAUA
Molecule: messenger RNA, 1841 nt
Organism: Platichthys flesus (European flounder)
Lineage: Eukaryota; Metazoa; Chordata; Actinopteri; Pleuronectiformes; Pleuronectidae
Gene: ankrd54
Product: ankyrin repeat domain 54
Exons: 8
Coding region: 272-1234 (320 amino acids)
Molecular function (GO): protein binding
Source: RefSeq, a predicted model, not a curated record